Messenger RNA from Aspergillus chevalieri, 3009 nucleotides. RefSeq lists its product as uncharacterized. The transcript has 2 exons. The record is from RefSeq and is a predicted model, not a curated record. NCBI's taxonomy places the organism in Eukaryota, Fungi, Ascomycota, Eurotiomycetes, Eurotiales, Aspergillaceae. The coding region runs from base 1 to 3009 and encodes 1002 amino acids.
AUGCGUACUCUCACAUGGCUCGAGACCCUGCUGCUGGCCCCAGCAGUCUUGGGCCGGAAUGACUACGGUUCGUUUGAGGACCCGGUCAACCACGCACGCGUGAAAUUCCGAUACUGGCUCCCCGAUGCGAGCGUGGACGCCAACACCGUACAAAGUGACAUCAAAUCAGCUGGGUCGAUUGGAGCCGGUGGCGUGGAGUUCCUGCCGCUGUAUAACUAUGGAGGAUCGUUGGCGCCGCCGCCUGAGGGGGCUGAUUGGGCAACGUAUGGCUUUGGGACGCCGGCAUUUAAUCAGAUGUUCAAGGCUUCGUUGAAGGCGGCGAAGGAUGCGGGGAUGGUGUUUGAUUUUGCGUUGGGACCGAAUCAGGGGCAGGGAGUUCCGGCUGUUACUACAGAUGAGGGGUUGCAUUGGGAUUUGGCGCCGUUCAAUGCAAGUGUCCCUGCGAAUGGAUCCUACAGUGGCACUGUUCCUGGAUGGGGUGCGGGCGAGCUAGUUGCGCUCGUUUCGGCAGAGGUUUUGUCCUCACCGAUCAUUCACAAUCCGGCAAGCACUACUUUUAGUACUCCUUCGACGAACUCUACGCGUCUAGUACUACGAAGCGAUUCCCUUACGGACCAGACAAACAAAGUCCAGAAUGAUGGGACCGUGAACCUGCGUUUCAACGCCACUGGCGCGGACUAUCGUCUUUUCGCAUAUUAUCAGUACCAGGAUCUUGCGAAGAAUCUUGACAUUCAAACCAAUACUACGGGAACAAUCUUCGACAACGGCUCUUAUACCGUGGAUCACUUCAGUUCUCGCGGUGCACAAACGACCAUUGAUUUCUGGGAGAAGCAUAUCCUCAAUGACACGGAGAUCAAGCAGCUUUUGUCGGAAGUCGGGAAGUACGCUUGGGAGGACAGCCUUGAAGUUAAGUCCAAUAUCUCUUGGUCGCCUUCGCUACCACAGCGUUUCCGAGAGAUAAACGGAUAUGACCUGCGGAAGUACCUACCUUUGGUUCAAUUUGGCAACAACAACCCUGGUGUGCAGCCAUCCUAUCCAGGUGAUCUGGCGUGUGUGCUUGAUUCAGAAGAUUCUGGGAAAGGCUUCGUCAAUGAUUAUCGGGAAGCCUUGGCCCAGGGAUAUCAGGAUUACCUGAAGACAUUUACAUCUUGGGCUGAGGAUUUGGGCUUGGAAUACUCAGCACAAGUCUCGUAUAACUUCCCACUGGACAUGGAAUCAAGCAUCGAGUACGUCAACGCACCCGAGUGCGAGAGUCUAGCCUUCAACGACAACAUCGACGGCUAUCGCCAGUUCGCUGGAGUCGCCAACGUUGCCCAGAGACAAGUUAUCUCCAACGAGAUGGGUGGUGAUCUGCGAAAGGCCUUCAGGCUCACUGUUUCCCAUUUGCUGUGGCAGAUCAACAGUGCCUUUGCAGGGGGUGUGAAUCAAGUUGUUUUGCACGGUCAGACCUACACUGGCAACUACUUCGAGACAACGUGGCCGGGAUACACGGCAUUCUUCAUGCUCUUUUCUGAAUCCUACAACGACAAGCAGCCUGCAUGGCUACACAGCUACCCCGAGGCAAUCGCCUACACCAGUCGAAACCAGUACAUCCUGCACCUGGGACAGCCGCGGACAGACGUUGCCUUUUUCAACAAGGCUUCUGUCACGGAUCCGCAGGUGGGCACCAUGUACACUGGCCAAGACCUCAUCGAUGCUGGAUAUACAUACACCUAUCUAUCGCCGGAUAACUUCAACAUGACCAACGCACGCGUGGCCGACGGCCUCCUCGCACCGGAAUCACCAGCAUACAAGGCAAUGGUCAUCACCAGCCACCAGAACGUCACCCUGGACGCCGUCAAUCGACUCCAGCAAUACGCACAGGACGGACUACCCAUAAUCCUCAGUGGCGGUCUACCCGGAUACUACGCCUCUAGCAACGCCGCCGACGUAAGAGCCGUCUCUUUAGCCUUACAAAAGCUCAAGAACACCAAGAACGUAUACAGCGUCGGAACCCACGAGAUCGCGCAAAAGCUAACGGCCCUGAACCUCGCCCCUCGCGUCCGCGUCCAAACAAACGGCACCUGGUACCCCGUUUUCCGGACCGACAACGCCACGGACUACGCGUUUCUAUUCUCAACAGCCAGCAGUGUCUCAUCGGGGAGUAUCACUGUGCAAACCACCAAGACGCCGUAUUUCUUCGAUAGCUGGAGCGGCAAGCGUGCGCCGGUGCUGCACUACCAGAUUCAGAAUGGCAAUUUGUCUAUUCCACUCAGUUUGGCUUCGAACCAGACAGUGGUGUUGGCGUUUAGCAAUGAGCUAGCUUCUGAAAUCGACACACCAUCCGCACAUGCCGUGCAGCUCCCGCCGAACGUACUGGGAUACAACUACACCAAAUCAAACGGUCUAGCCCUACACGUCGCUCCUGGUUCAUCAAGCACUGUCAAACUCUCCAAUGGCAAAACACACUCCCUCAAAGCCAACAGUACCAACACCAGAGCACCAUUCAACCUAUCCAACUGGACCCUAACAGCCGAACAUUGGGAAGCACCAUCCAACUUCUCAAACGCCAGCAUUCCCGCCGUGAAACACAACACCACGCACCACCUCCAGGACCCUUCGCUACCCUCCUGGCUCGAUAUCCAAGGCCUGCAUAAUACAUCUGGCGUGGGGUACUACACAACGACAUUUACCUGGCCAUCCAGUAGCGAAAUUACCGGAGCAUACAUUUCCCUCCCACCAGUCUCCCACGGCCUGCAAGUCUCCAUAAACAACCACCGCCUUUCAGCGCUGGAUUUCAGCAAUCCCACCGCAGAUAUUGGGCCUUGUCUGAUCUCUGGGACGAAUAAGGUUGAGGUUGUCGUGCCGACGGUGAUGUGGAAUUAUAUCCGCAGUUUGUAUGAUAGGAUUCGGAUUGCCGGGUCGGAGCCGAUGUUGAGUAGCACGGGGCCGUUGCCGGAGGAUGUGGAGAAUGGGUUGGUUGGGGAGGUGAGGAUUUUGCCGUAUGUUGUUAGGAGGGUUGAUGUUUAG